ACAGAUACCUAGCAUCUAGCAAAACCAUGGCAGCAGCUUACCUUGAUCCAAACUUGAAUCACACACCAAGCUCAAGUGCAAAGACCCACCUCAGUACUGGGAUGGAGCGUUCCCCAGGGGCCAUGGAACGAGUCCUGAAGGUUUUUCACUACUUUGAGAGCAGCAGUGAGCCAGCGACGUGGGCCAGCAUCAUCCGGCACGGAGACGCCACCGAUGUCCGAGGCAUAAUUCAGAAGAUUGUGGACAGUCACAAGGUGAAAAAUGUGGCCUGCUAUGGGUUACGGCUCAGUCACCUGCAGUCUGAGGAGGUUCACUGGCUACACCUGGACAUGGGGGUGUCCAAUGUGAGAGAGAAAUUUGAACUAGCCCACCCUCCAGAAGAAUGGAAAUAUGAAUUGAGAAUUCGAUAUUUGCCGAAAGGAUUUCUAAACCAGUUCACUGAGGACAAACCAACUCUAAAUUUUUUCUAUCAGCAGGUGAAAAAUGACUAUAUGUUAGAAAUAGCAGAUCAAGUGGACCAGGAAAUUGCUUUGAAGCUAGGUUGCCUUGAAAUCCGGAGAUCCUACGGAGAGAUGAGAGGCAAUGCAUUAGAAAAGAAGUCCAACUAUGAAGUGUUAGAGAAAGAUGUUGGUUUAAGACGUUUUUUCCCGAAGAGUUUACUAGAUUCAGUGAAGGCCAAAACACUACGAAAAUUAAUCCAACAAACAUUUCGACAGUUUGCCAACCUCAAUAGAGAAGAAAGUAUUUUGAAGUUCUUUGAGAUCCUCUCUCCAGUGUACAGAUUUGACAAGGAAUGCUUCAAGUGUGCUCUCGGUUCAAGCUGGAUUAUUUCGGUGGAACUGGCAAUUGGCCCAGAAGAAGGCAUCAGUUACCUUACAGACAAGGGUGCAAAUCCAACUCAUCUAGCAGACUUUAAUCAAGUGCAGACUAUUCAGUAUUCAAACAGUGAAGACAAGGACAGAAAAGGGAUGUUGCAACUCAAGAUAGCAGGUGCACCUGAGCCUCUGACAGUGACAGCACCAUCCUUAACCAUUGCAGAGAACAUGGCUGACCUGAUAGACGGAUAUUGCCGGCUGGUGAAUGGAGCCACGCAGUCUUUUAUUAUCAGGCCACAGAAAGAAGGUGAGAGAGCUUUACCAUCAAUACCAAAGCUGGCCAACAAUGAGAAGCAAGGAGUGCGGUCACACACAGUCUCUGUGUCAGUCAAUCACUGUCAGCAUAAAGUAAAGAAAGCUAGACGCUUUCUCCCUUUCGUCUUCUGUUCCCAUGAGCCGCCGCCUAAGGAUGAAAUUAGUGGGGACGAGACAGAUGACUAUGCAGAGAUUAUAGAUGAAGAAGAUACUUACACAAUGCCAUCAAAAAGCUAUGGAAUAGAUGAAGCCAGAGAUUAUGAAAUUCAGAGGGAGAGAAUUGAGCUGGGGCGCUGCAUUGGUGAAGGACAGUUUGGAGAUGUACACCAGGGAGUUUACAUGAGUCCGGAGAACCCAGCUAUGGCUGUUGCAAUCAAAACCUGUAAAAACUGCACCUCAGACAGCGUUAGAGAAAAGUUCUUACAAGAAGCCUUAACAAUGCGUCAGUUUGAUCAUCCUCACAUCGUGAAGCUCAUUGGGGUCAUUACAGAAAACCCAGUUUGGAUAAUCAUGGAGCUCUGUACACUUGGAGAGUUGAGAUCAUUUUUGCAAGUGAGGAAAUACAGCUUGGAUCUGGCCUCUCUGAUACUCUAUGCUUACCAGCUUAGCACAGCACUUGCCUACUUAGAGAGCAAAAGAUUUGUACAUAGGUAA
Molecule: messenger RNA, 1784 nt
Organism: Merops nubicus (carmine bee-eater)
Lineage: Eukaryota; Metazoa; Chordata; Aves; Coraciiformes; Meropidae
Product: focal adhesion kinase 1
Exons: 20
Coding region: 27-1784 (585 amino acids)
Biological process (GO): protein phosphorylation
Cellular component (GO): cytoskeleton
Molecular function (GO): ATP binding; protein kinase activity
Source: RefSeq, a predicted model, not a curated record